CGCUGAGGAAAAAACUCAGUCGAUGAUCGCGUCUCGUGCUCUCGUCGCAUUCAACAUUCAUCUGCUUGGACUCUGAAAAAGAUGCACUCUUGAUGUGAUAUCAUUCCGAAGGUAACAUCCAAAAACGCGAUAGUGAACACCUGCAAUUGCGCCCGCCAUGAACAUAUCCCAUUCCAUUCCGUCCACCGUCUCAAGCAUCUCGUUUUCAUUCCUGACAGCGGAGGACACCCGGAGGAUAUCAGUCAAGCAGAUUUUGAACCCAGUAUUGUUGGAUGAUUUGAACAGGCCGAACAUUGGAGGCCUGUAUGAUCCUGCUCUUGGUCCCAGCGAUCGUCAGGAUAUCUGUGCAACAUGUCACCUAACUUACUUCACGUGCCCAGGCCACUUUGGUCACAUUGAACUGCCUGCCCCUGUGUAUCACCCUCUGUUCAUGACGAACAUGUACAAUAUUCUUCGCGGAGCGUGCUUGUUUUGUCAUAGAUUCAAGCUGAGUAGAUCAGUGAUCUGCAAAUAUGUUGCCAAGUUCCGCCUACUGGAACACGGUCUCCUGGAAGCUGCUCUCGACGUGGACCACAUCACCUUACACACAGCCGAUGAUGAUGACGAAGACAGCCGCGAUGAAACUAUCUCUGAAUUGGAAUCUCGUGUUAACUUAUUUGUCUUAGUGCAUCUCAGCAAGGCUUCCAGCAGCAAGCGGGAUCAUUACAAAGACAGUCUUGUCUAUCAAGCCCGAAAAGAUCUCAUCCAAGAGUUUUUGAGAACAACUAUCACCAAAAAAUGCAGCAAUGAGGGAUGUGGCGCCUUCGGCUACACCUUCCGCAAGGAGGGAUUCACCAAAAUCAUUGAAUACGAUCUCUCUGUCAAGCAAAAAAACCAGCAUCGAGCCGUCAACCUUAAAAGGCCAGACGUCCUCUUGUUCCAGCAAGCCACAGAUACUUCAAAAUCUCGUCCAGAACCUUCAAAUACUAUGGACGUAGACUCCGAAUCUGACUCUGAACAAGAGGGGGAGCCGACAUACUCAGACGAGGAAGAGGAACUCCAAGCUACGCUCUCAAAAGAGAACGGUCUUCCUCGUGCUGCUAAUGGCAAAGUCAAGACCACGCGCGGUCGCAACGAGCGUGUGAUGGCACCAGAAGAAUGCCGUGCCCAUUUGCGUCUUCUUUUUCGUAACUGCCCUGAGAUUUGCUCCCUCAUCUUUGGCCGACAUGGGCCCUUCUCUCCUCUGAAUGCUGCUGGUCUGUCGCUAGCAUCUGCCGACAUGUUCUUCAUGGAAGUAAUCCCUGUUCCGCCAACGCGGUUCCGUCCGCCUGCUACAAUGGGUGACACACUGUUCGAACAUCCCCAGAAUGAGCUCUUGGCCAAGAUCUUGAACACAUCAUAUAGGCUGCGUGAUUUAAACGCGGACCUGCAGGCUGCGUCUGCCAAGGAAUUAGGCGUUGACGAUACGACGCGACGACGCGUCCUUAGUGGUCUACUCGAGGGGCUCGUUCAGUUGCAAGUCGACGUUAACAGCUUCAUCGACAGCAACAAAAAUCCUGCACCCGUCCGCAACGGUAAACUUCCUCCCGCUGGUGUCAAACAGGGGCUCGAAAAGAAGGAGGGUCUCUUCCGUAAACACAUGAUGGGUAAACGUGUCAACUAUGCAGCGCGCUCCGUCAUCUCACCAGAUGUAAACAUUGAGCCGAAUGAAAUUGGCAUCCCUCCUGUCUUUGCGAGGAAACUUACCUUUCCUGAGCCUGUCACUCCUGCCAAUUUCCACGAGUUGCGGCAAUGGGUAAUUACUGGUCCGAAGGGCUACCCAGGAGCGACGAUGGUAGAGUAUGAAGAUGGGCAUAAGCAAUCCUUGAGAACGGCGAUCGCCAACCAGCUGCUGACACCACAAGAUGGCAGUGAUAGCUCUUCAGGUCGCCGCGGACUCUCAACGCGAACGGCUUCCAUCAACAAGAAGGUGUAUCGACAUCUUCGUGACGGCGAUAUCCUAAUCCUCAAUCGUCAACCAACCCUUCACAAGCCGAGUAUGAUGUGCCAUAAGGCUCGGAUUUUACGAGGUGAGAAGACGAUACGGAUGCAUUAUGCGAACUGUGCAGCUGAUUUUGAUGGUGACGAAAUGAAUAUCCAUUUUCCCCAAAACCAGGUCGCUCGUGCUGAGGCUAUGCUAAUUGCCAAUACUGACAAUCAGUAUUUGGUCCCGACGUCUGGUAAACCCUUACGAGGCCUCAUCCAGGACCACGUUGUUGCUGGUGUCUGGAUGACCUGUCAAGACGCUUUCUUUUCUCGGGAGGAGUACUUCCAGCUACUAUAUGGAGCGCUCCGCCCUGAGGAUGAGAGUCAUCAUCUAGCACGGCUGGUCACUCUGCCUCCAACCAUUUGGAAGCCACGUCCACUAUGGACAGGCAAACAGGUCAUCUCAACGGUCCUGAAAAACAUCACGCCUAGCAACGCGGAGGGCUUGAACCUUGAUUCCAAAGCUAAAGUUCCUGGCCAUCUAUGGGGCAAACAUUCCUCAGAAGACAAAGUUAUUUUUGUUGACGGCGAACUUCUCUGUGGGGUUCUUGACAAAUCCGCGUUCGGAGCCACCGAUUAUGGCCUUGUGCACUCGGUAUACGAGCUGUAUGGAGCUGAUAUCGCUGGGAAGCUUCUCGGCAUUCUCAGCCGGCUAUUCACAAAAUUCCUACAACAUCGGGCCUUUACGUGUCGCAUGGACGAUCUGGCAUUAACGCCUGACGGAGAUCAGAGAAGAACUGAGCUACUCCAACGUGGCCGUGAUCUCGGGUUUGAGGGUGCCGUCGAGAAUUUCCCUUCGUUGAGCAAGCUGUCCAAGGAUGACGUCCCAGCAGCAUUGACAACAUUGCUCGAAGAUGUUUUGCGAGACGAUAGUAAAAUGGCUGGUCUCGAUGUUACCGUCAAGACCAAGCUUUCGGGCCUAACCAAAUCCAUUGCCGACGCUUGCAUGCCUCACGGUCUUCUGCGCAAGUUUCCUGACAACCACAUGCAAACUAUGACGCUAUCUGGUGCGAAGGGUAGUGCCGUCAAUGCCCAGCAGAUAUCAUGCGCACUCGGCCAGCAGGAACUCGAAGGUCGUCGCGUACCCGUUAUGGUCAGCGGAAAGACUCUCCCAUCUUUCAAAUCCUUCGAGACGAAGGCCAUGGCAGGUGGCUAUGUGGCCAGUCGCUUCUUGACCGGCGUCAAGCCGCAAGAAUUUUAUUUCCAUUGCAUGGCUGGACGUGAAGGUCUUAUCGAUACUGCCGUCAAGACGUCUCGAUCCGGCUAUCUUCAGCGGUGUCUCAUCAAGCACCUUGAGGGCAUUCGCGUUCACUACGAUCAUACUGUCCGUGGCAGCGACUCAUCCAUAUACCAGUUCCACUAUGGCGGCGAUGCACUAGAUGUCACAAAACAGAAGCACCUCUACCAGUUCGAGUUCAUCGCCCGGAACCAGCUCACCCUUCUUAACUUGUACAAGCCCAAGAACAUUGCUGGUCAUAUCAACGACGAAGACGCCAUUUCUUAUAUGAAGAAAACUCUCAAGAAAUCACAAGUGCGUCCAGACAAGUACACGCCCGCUGAGCGAGAAGAGCGCGCUCCAGCAUUGGAUGUUUAUAGCCCUGGUCGAUACCUCGGCAGUACGUCAGAGAAGUUCGCGGAGGCAUUGGCUCAGUACGUCAAGUCUAACCCUCAUGGGUUAUUGAUCAACAAGGACAAGAAGGCGAAGGACGUCCCCCAGAUCAAGCAUCGGCGUGAGCCCGUGAAAGCCAAAUUUUUCAACUUGCUCAUGAAUAUCAAGUACAUGAGAAGUUUGGUGGAACCAGGGGAGGCUGUUGGUUUAUUGGCGUCUCAGGGUGUCGGAGAACCUUCAACUCAAAUGACGCUGAACACGUUCCAUUUCGCAGGCCAUGGAGCUGCCAACGUAACACUGGGUAUUCCUCGACUGCGGGAGAUUGUGAUGACAGCUUCCCAAAAGCCCAAGACACCUUCCAUGACCAUAGAAGUCGCACCUGGCGUGUCCCAGUUGGACAUCGAUAUUUUUUGCAAGCGGGCCAGCAAAUUGACGUUGUCUCAGCUGGUCGACAAUGUGACAGUUAAAGAGCGUUUGACUGUGCAAAGCGACGCACGUCGGACCGAAUUUGUCAUUGACAUCGCCUUCUUCCCUGCGGAAGAAUACACCAAGGAGUAUGACAUUCUACCCGAGGAGGUUCUUGCCGUGUUUGCGGCGAAAUUUCCGUUAAUCCUCAAGAAGGAGAUUCAGACGGAAAUGAAGAAGCUCGACACAGAUCUCAAGGGCCAAAUAACGCAGCUCGGAAAAGGGAAGGCGUCGAAAGAACCUGUCGCUGGCGAGGUGGAGGCUGAAGAUGGCGAAGGUGAGGGCGAGGGCCGAAGCCGUGGCAAGGAUGACGAUGACCGGAGUGAGCAAGGAGACGGCGAUGCUGUUGACGCAAAGCGAGCCCGUCAACAAAAGGAGCAGGCGUCCUACGAGUCUGACGAUGACAAUGACAGGGAUGAGUUGGAUGAUGCCGCUAUCGAGGCCGCUUAUGCCUCAGACGCAGAGGAUGGCGAAGGCGAAGGCAACGACGACAAGAUUGGUCGACCGACGACUAUUCAUGCACAGACUCAAAUCGUGGCGGACGCCUUCAUUAAUAACUUUCAUCAAGCAACGUCAUUCACUUUUACGAAGUCAAGAUGCUCCAUCCGGCUUGAGUUUCCUGCAGACUUUCCAAAAAUUUUGUUGGUGGGCAUAGUCGAGCGUACUUGUCGAAAGACUGUUAUUCGGGAGAUCCCUGGCAUCACGGAUUGUUUUAGUGCAGUUGUGAAAGAACGCGGAGUGGAGAAAAUACGCCUCACUACGAACGGAUCCAACUUGCGGGGUAUCUGGCAAUUUACAGGCGCGACAGAUGACAACAUCAUUGAGCUGGAUACAAUUUACUCCAAUGAUAUCUACUCCAUCCUCAAAGCUUAUGGUGUGGAGAUGGCGCGUGCUGCUAUACUACGCGAGAUUGGUGGAGUAUUUGACGCCUACAAAAUCGAUGUUGAUGGGAGGCAUCUGGAACUUAUUGCGGAUUAUAUGACAUUCGAAGGCGCAUACAAGCCAUUCAACCGUAAGGGUCUCUCAAGCAACCCUUCGCCCCUUCUGAAGGCGUCAUAUGAGACGACUGCCGCCUUUCUUUCGGACGCGACAUUGUAUGGUGACUUUGACGACUUGUCCACGCCGUCGGGUAACCUGGUUAUGGGGCGUCCUAAUCAAACGGGUACUGGGGUUUUCGAUGUAGUGAUGCUCGCGGAAGUUCCUACCUGAUAUACGUACUUGUUAUGUCUUCCAUGUUGUUUACGAGUGACGGAAGAACACGUUACGUCACGCGUUUGACGGAAUCCGGCUUUUCGCGAGGGCUAAGCGCCUU
Messenger RNA from Suillus paluster, 5390 nucleotides. RefSeq lists its product as uncharacterized. The coding region runs from base 158 to 5287 and encodes 1709 amino acids. The transcript has 16 exons. NCBI's taxonomy places the organism in Eukaryota, Fungi, Basidiomycota, Agaricomycetes, Boletales, Suillaceae. Gene Ontology annotation, biological process: DNA-templated transcription. Gene Ontology annotation, cellular component: RNA polymerase I complex. Gene Ontology annotation, molecular function: DNA binding; DNA-directed RNA polymerase activity. The record is from RefSeq and is a predicted model, not a curated record.